CAUGUAUUGUAACAUUAUCUCGUGUAUAUUAUUAUAUAUUUAUUAAUAUUAUUUUGAUCAGUGUAUGUGUUUGCAGUAAAAUGUUAGUGUAAAUGAUAAUAAUUAGUCUCUACAAAAAUUCUAUUUCCCAUGAAUAAACAACGGUAUUUAAUAUUUCUUAUGCAAACUAGCCCAGAUUGAUAUUUAGUGAUUUCGUUUUUAUAUUGGGAAUUCCAGUAACUACUUCUAACUAAUAUCAUCUUUAUUUUUAAUAUUAAUUCUAAUUCAAAAUAAACCCGAUUGUGAAAUUCAAAGACAUCAAACGAAGGUUGAUUUGUGCUUAAUCAGUUCCGUGAAAUUAAUGAAGUAACUCACGUCGAGAGCCUUACAAAAACAAACAAAAGAUUUAAGCUAUUGACCUAUCUGGUUUGUCCAGUUUUUGGGAAGCAUAUAUUCAAAACCGGAUCAUUAAUUUAAGAAGUGUCAAAAUGAAGAGGCUUUUUAUAUUUUUGGCCGCCGUAAUAGGAGUUUUGACCGACGAACCCGUUGAAGAAUUCAUUAAUGGCAACAGGCAAUUUACUGCAGAUAUUUACAAGGAAAUAGUAAAAUCAAACAGCGGCAACUUUCUCGUAAGUCCAAUCUCAGCAGAAACUAUAUUGGCUUUGGCCCUUGAGGGAUCCAAAGGCGCAACCGCUGAUGAACUUAUUAAAGGCUUAAAAUUUCCAUCAACUAAAGAAAGAACCGCCUCGAGUCUUAAGUCACUUCUUCCACAGUUCCAAACUAGCAACGAUGAAAUUAAGUUACUCUCAGCCAAUAAAGUUUACGUUAAUCAAAAUUUUUCAGUGAAUGAUGACUUUAAAAUCAUUGCAAAACAAAACUAUUUAGCUGAUGCGGAGAAUAUUGCAUUUGGAGAACCCUUAAAGGCAGCAAAUGCCAUCAAUUCAUGGGUGGAGGAUCAAACUGCUGGGAAAAUACGUGGAAUAGUGCCACCAUCAGCUCUUUCCGAUAAUAUUAAGGCAGUACUAGUCAAUACUUUAUACUUUUUGGGAAAAUGGCAUUUGUUCGAGCGCAUUGACACUAGGGAUGAAAUAUUUUAUUCUCCUAGUGGUUCCAAGGAAGUACCCACCAUGCACACGACUGAAACUUUGAACUAUUACGAGAACAAAGAAUUGAAGGCUAAGUUCUUGGAGAUUCCUUAUUCUGGAAAUGAAGUUGUGUUGACGAUUGUGUUACCCUAUCAGAAGGUGCAGCUUGAACAGAUUGAAGACAAAUUGGUUGAGGCUUUGAAACCUCAACCGUACACUUCAGAGCGCGUAUACGUUGCUUUGCCCAAAUUCUCCAUUGAAUCCAGUGUAAAAUUUGUCCCAAUUUUGCAAAGUCUGGGCGUAAAAAAAGCCUUUAUCGGAGGCGAAGCCGAUUUAAGCGGAAUUGGUGGUAAAAAGGGGGACUUGUUUAUUAGUGACAUUUUACAAAAAACUUUCAUUAAUGUAACUGAAACUGGCACCGAAGCUGCGUCAUCAACUGCCGCAAAAAGGGAACCAAAAGUGUACUGGGUCAGAAAAUUAGUCAAUAAAUUCAGAGCAGUACGGCCGUUCUUAUUCUUCGUUAAAUACCGGAACGUUAUAAUUUACGUUGGCAAAGUCACAAAUCCACUCCUGCAGUGAAUAUGGGCUUCUGUUGAAUGCACAUCUCUAGAUUUUAGUUUAUAUAUUUUGUGAUAAUUGUUUCCUUAAUAAAAUGAGUUUACUUCC
Aethina tumida (small hive beetle) is the source of this 1730-nucleotide messenger RNA. RefSeq names its product serine protease inhibitor 42Dd. NCBI's taxonomy places the organism in Eukaryota, Metazoa, Arthropoda, Insecta, Coleoptera, Nitidulidae. The transcript is spliced from 5 exons. The record is from RefSeq and is a predicted model, not a curated record. Bases 468 to 1643 code for a protein of 391 amino acids. Gene Ontology annotation, molecular function: serine-type endopeptidase inhibitor activity.